AAAGUAUUACUCAAGUUUGUGUAACACAAAGGCAUGGUAGGAGAGGAAGAACAGUGAGAAAGAACAUGGAAGACGAAGAGAUGCUCUGAGUUAUAAUCUCCAGUGAACUCUUUUAUUCUUGGAUUGUCUCUGUUGUUCUGGAACUAAGACCACUCCAAACAGAAGAAAGAUGCAGCAAUUGGGAGGGGAGGAGUGUCUGGUCCCUCAGCCUCGUGGGAGUUUACCCAAAGCCUGUGCGAUAGGAUUGGCUUCUGUGGUGGUGACGGCCAUCUUGGUUUUGGAGCCUGAGGGCUUCUUCAGACACGUUUCCGCAGCAAUACUCAUCCUGACUGUGGGGCCCUCGCUGCACGGAGUGUUUCUUCUCUCAGAGGAAUGUCUUCAUCAUGCAACUACCAGGUACCGUGGUCGGAGGCUGGGUCAGAUGGUGACAGCCUGUGUGGGUGUAUGUACCCUCCUGUGUGUGGGUUUGGCAGUGCUGCUGUUUGUCUUGACCAAGCCCCAGCCCUGGAGGGACCAGUGGAGCAUGGUUAUCCUGGCCUGUGUCCUCUACCCUCUACUCAAAACCCUGGGAGUACUGGGUCCGUCUGAGGUGGAGGUGUCAGAGAUCUGUGAGACGAGGAAGAUGAACGUGGCUCAUGGCCUAGCUUGGUCUUUCCACCUGGGCUACCUCAACCUGGUUCUGCCUCGGUUGGAGGGUUCUAUCGCAGCGUUCCGUGCUUCACAUAAUGCAGGUCCGUUUGAGACCAGGGGUUCCAGAAAGCUCCUCAUUCUCCUUCCUCUCAACGCAAACAUUACUCACACGCUGCAGGACGAGGACACCAACAUCCAUUUCUAUGACAACCUCCCUGACACAGAGAUCGACAGGGCAGGUGUCAGGGGGCGUGUCUACAAGCACAGUGUCUACACCGUAUUGGACAAGGACAGACAGGCCCAUCACUGUGUUGUGGAGUAUGCCACCCCUCUGCUGACCCUGUAUAAGAUGUCUCAGGAGAGCAGUGCAGGGUUUGGGGAGAAGGACAGGAGAGAGCAGUUGCUGCUGUUCUACAGGACUCUACAGGAUAUACUGGACCGCUCACUGGAGUGCAGGAACCGCUACCGACUCAUCCUGCUCAACGAUGAACAUGAGGAUGACCCUCACUACCUGUCCAACUCCAUUCUGAAGAACCUGGAUCAACAGGAGAAAGAAGAGUUCUAUGUUCCCCCUUUCAUCCCUCAGCCUGAGGUGGACCACCCAUCCCAUGCCCUGCCCAUCAUCGACGACUGGCACCGAGCUGAGCCAAUGAGCAGGGUGCCUACGAUCAUGAUCAGUCAUGACAUGCCACGUACGCUCAGGGAACCGGUUGAGAAUUCGGAAGACCUUUCUCCAUGAGACAGGUCUAGAGAGAUAAACAAAAUAAAUUGCACUUAUGCACAACAGCAGCAGCACUACACCAGGCUGCAAGGUAGGAAGUACUCAAAGCCAUCUCAAAGUAGAGCAACAAGGCAUUGCCUUCCCCUUUACACCGCCACUCAUUACUUAACAUACAGUGCAUUUGGAAAGUAUUCAGACCCCUUGACUUUUUCCACAUUUUGUUACGUUGGUAUUAUUCUAAAAUGGAUUAAAUUGUUUUUCUUCCUCAAUCUACACACAAUACCCCAUAAUGACAAAGCAUAAACAUGUUUUGUAGAUUUUUUUUGCAAAUUUGUAUCAAAAUAAAUAUUACAUUUACAUAAGUAUUCAGACCCUUUACUCAGCACUUUGUUGAAGCACUUUUGGCAGCGAUUACAGCCUCAAGUCUUCUUGGGUAUGAUACUACAAGCUUGGCACACCUGUAUCUGGGGAGUUUCUCCCAUUCUUCUGUGCAGAUCCUCUCAAGCUCUGUCAGGUUUGAUGGGGAGAAUCGCUGCACAGCUAUUUUCUGGUCUCUCCAUUGAGUUCAAGCCCAGGCUUUGGCUGGACCACUCAAGGACAUUCGGAAACUUGUCCCGAUGCCACUCCUACGUUGUCUUGGCUAUGUAGGGUCAUGAACCUUCUCCCCAGUCGGAGGUCCUGAGUGCUCUGGAGCAGGUUAUCAUCAAGGAUCUCUCUGUACUUUGCUCUGUUCAUCUUUCCCUCAAUCCUGACUAGUCUCCCAGUCCCUGCCACUGAAAGACAUCCCCACAGCAUGAUACUGCCACCACCACGCUUCACAGUAGGGAUGGUGCCAGGUUUCCUCCAGACGUUACGCUUGGCAUUCAGGCCAAAGAAUUCAAUCUUGGUUUCAUCAGACCAGAGAAUCUUGUUUCUCAUGGUCUGAGAGUCUUUAGGUGUCUUUUGGCAAACUCCAUACGGGCUGUCAUUUGCCUUUUACUGAGGAGUGGCUUCCAUCUGGCUUCAUCAGACCAGAGAGAAGAAUCGUGGUGGUUCCAAACUUCUUCCAUUUAAGAAUGAUGGAGGCCACUGUGUUAUUGGGGACCUUCGAUGCUGCAGAAAUGUUUUGAUGCCUCAACACAAUCCUGUCUCGGAGCUCUACGGACAAUACCUUCGACCUUAUGGCUUGGUUUUUGCUCUGACAUGCACUGUCAACUGUGGGACCUUAUAUAGACAGGUGUGUGCCUUUCCAAAUCAUGUCCAAUCAAUUGAGUUUACCACAGGUUGACAACAAUCAAGUUGUAGAAACAUCUCAAGGAUGAUCAAUGGAAACAGGAUGCACCUGAGAUCAAUUUAGAGUCUCAUAGCGAAGGGUCUCAAUACUUAUUGUAUUUAUGUUUUUUAUCUUUUAUAAAUGUGCAAAAAAUUCCAAAAACCUGUUUUCGCUUUGUCAAUGUGGGGUAUUGUGUGUAUAUUGAUGAGGUAAAACAUUUAUUUGAUCAAUUUUAGAAUAAGGCUGUAACGUCACAAAAUGUGGAAAAAGUCAAGGGGUCUGAAUACUUUCCGAAUGCUCUGUACGAGGGUCAGAUUGCAUACUAACAGAGGAAUAACAGAACAUUGUUAAUGGUGUAAUACAAUCCUCUGUUGGCUGUAACGUUUGGCCACAUACUGUAAGUGUUGUGUUUCUGUAUGUAUACAAACAAACAGAAUUCAGGGUCAAGUUACAACCACUCAGUUUUGUAAUUCAUCUGUCUGUACUGUAUGUAUGGGCUCCCGAGUGACGCAACGGUCUAAGGCGCUGCAUCUCAGUGCAAGAGGUGUCACUACAGUCCCUGGUUCGAAUCCAGACUGUAACACAUCUGGCCGUGAUUGGGAGUCCCAUAGGGCAGCGCACAAUUGGCCCAGCGCCGUCCGAGUUUGGCCGGUGUAGGCCGUCAUUGUAAAUAAGAAUUUGUUCUUAACUGACUUGCCAAGUUAAAUAAACCUCUUAAAGGUUCAAUAAAAAAGAACACUAUGAUGGAUUUACAUUAUUUGCAAAGACAGAAUGUGCAUGCCUGAACCAUGGGGUGAAUUAGAAGGGGAGAGAAGAGAGAGAGAGAAGGGGAGAGAAGGGAGAGCCUGAGGGACACUGAAUAGUAACAGCUUUAUCAUUCCAAAUAGUAGUGGUACGGUAGUAGGGGUGAUGGUAAUGUUAGCGGUUUACUGAUGGUGGUGGUAGUAGUAAUGAUGAUGGUAAUUGUAUUACUGAUGUAAUGGUGAGAAUGACAGUUAGUUAUAGUUUCAUUUUCUGGGUUUAAACUUUUAUCUUUACAUUUCUACUAUUGACUGUUGCCAUUUUAUUGUUGUUAUUAUUAGUAUUUUUUUCUUUAUAUGUAAUUGAUUUACUAACAUUUUAUAUUAUUACUCUUCAUUAUUUUAUUAUAAUGUAUACAUUAUUGCUUUUGCAAUUUACAACGCAAUGUUUUUCAUGCCAAUAAAGCAACUUGAAUUUGA
Messenger RNA from Oncorhynchus nerka (sockeye salmon), 3823 nucleotides. RefSeq names its product stimulator of interferon genes protein-like. Gene Ontology annotation, biological process: activation of innate immune response; reticulophagy; autophagosome assembly. The coding region runs from base 170 to 1369 and encodes 399 amino acids. Gene Ontology annotation, cellular component: autophagosome; endoplasmic reticulum membrane. The transcript has 7 exons. Gene Ontology annotation, molecular function: cyclic-di-GMP binding; 2',3'-cyclic GMP-AMP binding. Lineage: Eukaryota; Metazoa; Chordata; Actinopteri; Salmoniformes; Salmonidae. The record is from RefSeq and is a predicted model, not a curated record.